Ilex paraguariensis (yerba mate) is the source of this 1422-nucleotide messenger RNA. The record is from the annotation of a GenBank genome assembly. Lineage: Eukaryota; Viridiplantae; Streptophyta; Magnoliopsida; Aquifoliales; Aquifoliaceae.
AUGGAAGCUCCGCAGAGCUCUCUUCCAUCAGCCCUUGUUUUCUCAUUCAUCGCAAUAGCUUAUCUCUCACUACUCGUCAGAUCGGCCACUCUUUCUUCUCCUGAGCUUCAGAUCCUUAACGCCGAACGCAGAAUUGACUUGACUUCUCACAUUAUCAGAGUGUACUUGACAUUGAAGGUUGAAAAUACUGGGGCAGCUCCUGCUUCAGAAAUCUUUCUUGCCUUCCCACCUGCACAAGUUGAUCAUUUAGCAAUUGUCAAAGCUGCUGCUACCUUUGGAAAGAAGAAAAAGAAAUCUUAUUUGCCUCUUGAUGUGAACCCAACUGACCUGCCUGAUGCGCCCAAUGGAGCUAAAUGCUUCUCCAUAUCUUUGGUCAGUCCAUUGAAGACUGGUGAAUCUGUCACUUUNCCUGAUGCGCCCAAUGGAGCUAAAUGCUUCUCCAUAUCUUUGGUCAGUCCAUUGAAGACUGGUGAAUCUGUCACUUUGGAAGUGCUAUAUAUAUUGUCACACUCGUUAGAACCUUUUCCAAUUGAGAUUAGCCAAUCAGAGUCUCAAUUGGUGUAUUACCAUGACAGUGCAAUAAUAUUGUCACCAUAUCAUAUUAAACAUCAGACAACAUUUAUUAAGACAUCUAGUCCCAAGGUGGAAUCCUUCACAAGAGUGGAACCCUCUGAUCGUGUGGGUACAGAACUGAAGUAUGGACCGUAUGAAGACCGUCAUUCCUAUUCUUUUUCUCCCAUAAUUGUCCAUUUUGAGAAUAAUAAUCCAUUUGCUGUUGUUGAGGAGCUUGUGCGUGAAGUCGAAAUAUCUCAUUGGGGCAGCCUUCAGGUAACGGAGCGUUACAAGUUGGUUCAUGCUGGUGCCCGACACAAAGGCGUGUUUUCAAGAGUGCAACUUCAAAAUGAUAAAGAACUGCCACUGGGCCACCGGGAGCCCUCACAUUUUUCUUCUGAGCUGGAAAUAGAGCCACGGUACCCUUUAUUUGGGGGAUGGAAAGCCACUUUUGUCAUUGGAUAUGGUCUACCCUUGCAAGACUUCCUUUUUGAGUCACCUGAUGGUAGGCGCUACCUGAACUUCAGUUUUGGAUGUCCUCUUGCGGAGACUGUGGUCGACAAGUUGACCAUCAAGGUGGUGCUGCCGGAGGGCUCGAAAAACCCAUCUGCUGUUGUUCCUUUUGCAGUGGACCAGCGUAUUGAGACCAGUUUCUCGUACCUUGAUGUUGUUGGAAGGACUGUGGUGGUUUUAGAAAAGGAAAAUGUAGUUCCUGAGCACAACUCUCCUUUCCAGGUUUACUACAACUUCAAUCCUAUUUUCAUGCUCGCAGAGCCAUUAAUUGAGAGAGUUCAGAUCUCGGGGGUUUUCAAAGCUGUGCUGGCAAGUCAUUUCAGAUUAGCCUCUGUGACUGGAGCAUAUGAGAAGUAG